Molecule: messenger RNA, 7374 nt
Organism: Gigantopelta aegis
Lineage: Eukaryota; Metazoa; Mollusca; Gastropoda; Neomphalida; Peltospiridae
Product: roundabout homolog 2-like
Exons: 2
Coding region: 2957-4168 (403 amino acids)
Molecular function (GO): protein binding
Source: RefSeq, a predicted model, not a curated record
CGGACAAGAGAGCGUAACAGCAAGACAUACAAGACAUCCCGAGCAAAUGGAAGUAACAACUGGAGUGUAAAAAAGAAAGAAGAAGAUAAAAACAUUAUUGCAUUUAUAUAAACAUUCCACAUACAGAACUGGAUGCAAAACAUAUGCACAAACAAGACACAAACAAAAGACACAAACAAACAUCAUACUAUUCUAGUGACUAAAUAAGGACUACGUUUGUGUGUAGCCAGCUGGCCACAGCUGCGUUGGCUUUCGGAAAUUAACUAUUUAUCUAUUAUGAAAAACAAACACUCCGCCAUUUGGCUGUAACCUCACGUCAUCGUCCUGUAGUGCAUGUCUACCGAGACCCGAUUCAUUCUGUCACUACCUCAUACCUUGUAGCACAAAAUGAAACCUUCGUGAACAACAACAACAAAAAAAAAGGAAAUAGAAGAAGAAAGUGUCAACUUGAAGAAACAAUAUUUAUCUUGUGUUGGAAACCCACGUUGAAAAGUUAAAAAUUGAAACAUUUAUGUUUGCGGAACAAGGAGCAGGUUGGGGUUCUUUUUCACGCUGGUUUUGAGUGUGUCUUUUUUCAGAGCUGUAUUUCGUUAACGAGGAAAACACCUGUUACAGAUCAGUGUGCUUUUUUACUGUUAAACAAGACCAAAAAAGCUUAUGAGUCAGAGUGUAGUGUAUUAAACAAAAUUGUUGAAGUGUUUUAAGGUAUAUUGAAGAACAAAAAGACUUGAAAGUGACAGUAGCAAAAUACCUGUGUUACUUGCUGUUAUCAAGUACUUCAUCACCUGUGGAAAGUGACAUAGCAUGCUUGUAAUGAAAAUGACAGGAAUUGAAUGCAGUGAAAAUGACCCAUUUUGCUGGCAAUGGAAGUGACCCAUUUUGCUUAUGGAGAUAAUGACUCAUAUUGCUUGUGAUUGAAACAACAGGUUGGAGUGAAAAAAAGGCUCUUUUUGCUUACUGAGAAAAACACAUUCAGCUUGCAGUGAAAAAUGACCCAUUCUGAAAAUAGGAAAAUAACUCAACAACAGUGAAACCAACACAUUCAGCUGGCAGUGAAAAACUACCCAUUUUGAAGAUCAGAAAACAACUCAACAACAGUAAAAACAACACAUUUUGCUUGCAGUGAAAAAUGACCCAUUCUGCAUGCAGUGAAAAAUGACCCAUUCCACUUAGGGUGAAAACGGCCCAUUUUGCCAGUUAUAUUGCCGUUUCCGGUCGACUGUAUAAAGUCUGAAGGGCAGACUGGAGUCCAAAACCGUGUUACUUUAUUCUUACUGAUACUCGGAUGUGUGUCAUAAAAACACUUUCACCUUGAAUAGACACCUGGAUAUUGAUAUCAUGUUAUAUACACACCAGCCUUUCAUUGAGAUUGUCCCCGCACUAUAGAACUGUGAUAUUUCUGUUCUGUCAUCCGUGAAUUAUUCUGUGAUCCAUGAAGAGAGUUGGUAUACAAACCGAACAGAUUUACAUUACAGAUAUUGAACCACAGAUGUGUGAAGAAAAUACUUUAUAUGAGAGUCUGGUGAACAAAGAUGCAUGCACAUUUCAAGGAUUUUUAAAAUGAAGAGUGAAAAUGGUCUAUAAAGACUGGAGCUAGAUAUCUGUGUCAGUUUUAGGUCAGAAUAAGAGAUUAUGACCCAAUACAUUUUCACUCCAGCGAUUUGUUAAAUCAAGCAGAAAAUAAUUUUUAAGGAGUGCUUUAAAGACCUUAAAGACUGAGUCAGAUUGUUUGAUUUAUAUUACAGAAAAUAUUUUACAAUUUUUUUAAACAUAGAGUAAAAGAUUUCAGGCUUUUUUUUUUACAAUAACAGGUUUUAUAUAUAUAUAUUUUAAGAGUAACAAUAUCUUUACUCCACAAAGUUCUCAAAUCAGUGAGAAAAACAAUUAUAUUAAUUAUAAAUGGGAGUGUUGAACAAAUCUGCACAGAUUGAGUCAGUAAUCUUGGGUUUAAUGUAACAGUAUCAGAUUUGAUUACACUUCUAAACUGUCGUCCUAACCAGGAAAUAUCUGUCGGACGAUCCCAACACUCACCUUCCUGUGUAUAGCACUGACUCAUAUAUCUGAGUGUGUCUGUACUACAACUACAGCCAGUAAUAUAUAUAUAUAUCUAUACACACAAGUGUGUGUAUGUGUAUCUGUGUUUGUACAUGCGUGGAACAAGCACAAACUGUUGAGUGGACAGUCAGAAGCGAUUGUAUUAGUCACAGUGUGUGACGAUACACUGCUGUGUCUUGUAUGUGACGUGUGUGAUAAGUCGGUUUAAGGACGGUGCAUACAAUCCCGUAUCUCACACCAGCAUCACCGCUGUGGUAUUUCCUAGCCGCAUUAAGGAUGACCAGUGUGGGAUAGAUAUAACACUUGUUAUUACAUAGACGACACAUUGAUUUUCCGAGGAGUGUGAUAUUUCGGAGAAAAGGACAUACAUAUAAUUGUGAUCAUUACAUUUUCAUAAGUUAUUUUCACAUGAUUGGAGGAUAAUAAUUUUGAGUGAAAUGUUUAUAGGUGAAGAAUAAUUACUUGGACUUAAGUGUCAACGGAAAAAAGUGAGAAGUUUUUCAUUGAGUUUAUAAGCCUUUUUUUAAAAAUUAAAAUUCAAAGCCUUUUUGAAUUUGAAUUAUUUAAAAAAAAUUUUUUUAUAAAAAGUUGUAUUAAACUUUUGUAAUUUCUGUUUUGAAUCACCAAAACCAGCGGAAAAGUGAUAUUAAACUUCUGCAGUUUUGUUGUGAAUCACAAAAAAAGAAAAACAGUGAUAAACAUUGCACAGAUAUUAUAGAUUCUGUAAUCUGGACAACGUCUGUGAUACAAAAAAACAACCAAAAUCAGUAUAUACCAAGGACAGUGACACCUAUUACAUGGAAUAAACAAGACCUCUGUGUGACUUACCAACUAAACAAUUCUACAGACACUGUUGACACCCACACAUACGUGGACACACCACAGUCAACACUGGACAAACAUGGGGGCAAAUCACUCUCACGCUAACGACCUUGGAGUACGGAACUCUUCGCUGGAUAAGAACGGAAUAAAAAACCCAGGGAUAUCUGGAAUGCCAGCCAAGCAAUGGAGUUCUGCAAGAGGAAAGCCAAGCCCGCCAUCAGGAGUUCCCGUGGUAACAGACAUAACUCACAAUUCUUUGAUGCUGUCAUGGCAUCCACCAAAAUCUAUCAACGGUGGAAGCAUUCUCGCAUACACCAUUAAAAUGCAAAUUGUCAAGAAUCGGGAAUGGCUGACUCUGACGAAAAGCUGCCAGGGCAACAAUUACCUUGUAAAAAACCUCGAACCAAACUCAUCGUACCAGUUUCGAGUGCGUGCCGAGAACAUAUAUGGCCGAAGCAAAUUCGGACAUUGUUCAGAAAUCGUUCAGACGAAUAACUUUAACUUUCAAAAACUGCCGAGUCCAUCGACAGAACGGAAAUCACCAUCGUUAAAAAGACGACACAGCGUGAAUAUUCACGUGGAAGGAACGGUGGCUAACAUUCUCAACCAUUCAGAUCCGGUUGUGAAGACGUCGGUGUCUGCCAGUGCUCUGAACGACAGAAAUUCGACAUUUCAGAGAGAUAUGUGUUACAGGAAUUCUCUGCAGCCGACACGUAAACGAUCAUCAAUCAACACCAUUUUACCGGGAACUAAAACCGACUCGUUACUAAAACUGAAAGACUCUCAGUUGAAGCAGAGUUCAAGCAAGAACAGUUUCGAAGACAUAACGAGAACUUGUUCCCAUGAAAGCAGCAUCGACAGAAUUGAAAGCGAAAGUAACACCGACGACCAAUCGCUGAUCAGUGAUAAUUUCCUACGGGAUCUUAAUUCUCAUAAUGGCGACAUUGAUGAAACAGACGAUUCUGAGAAACCAAUUUCCGACAUUUCCGAAUCGGCUUCUGGCGACAUCAAGUUUGUUUUUUCUUCACGGACAGCAAGCUCGGAGCACAUAGGCUGUUCUGAGAAUGGCUUGAGUGAAGAAAGUGUGACACUGACCUCUGAACACCGAUCUCCCUGCGACUUUCGGACGUUGCGCAACAUGCUGAAUUCUUCAGAUAUCAUCAUCAAGUCUUCGAGAUCGCUGCCCGAGAUUUCGGACGUGUAUAAGACAAACAUGACUCAGUCUCAUACGCUGAGCACCAUCAUUGACGAGGAUAUGGAUGAUGAGUCUGUCCAAGUCACGACGUUGUAGUAGUGGUAGUUGUAACCAACAAAUGACGUUGUGUUUGCACGUCGUAGUUGUACCAGCCAUAUGAUAUGGUGCCCAUCAUGAUGAGUCUGUCCAAGUCACAACGUUGUAGUAGUGGUAGUUGUAACCAACAAAUGACGUUGUAUUUGCCCGUCAUAGUUGUACCAGCCAUAUGAUAUGGUGCCCAUCAUGAUGAGUCUAAUUAAGUCAUGACGUUGCAACAGUGGUAGUUGUAGCCAACAAAUGACGUUGUGCUGCCCUACAUAGUUGUGCCAGUCAUAUGACGUAGUGCCUGUCAUGAUGAUUCUGUUCAAAUCACAAUGUGGUAGUAGUUGUUGUAACCAACAAACAACGUUGUACUACUUGUCAACAUUGUGCCAGUCACAUGACGUGGUGCCCGUCAUAGUUGUACCAUCGUAAGUUCUACCUGUCAUAUGAUGUUGCUGUGCCUAUCUUAACUGUACCUGUCAUAUACAAUUUGUGGUGCGUGUCAUAGUUGCAGUACAGUAUUUGACAAAUCCACUAGCCUUUGGUCUCGGCUAGUGAAUUUGUAGUCUGGGCUGUUUUAUUGUAAUACAUUGGGCACAAACCAAAGCUUCUGUGAGAGCUAGAGACUUUAUCAAACAUUUGUCGAUAAUAGCUGUACCUAUCAAAUGACAUUAUGGUGCCCAGCAUAGUUGUUGUGUCAUAUGAUCUGGUGCCUAUCAUAGUUGUACCCUGUCAUAUGACGCUGUGGUGCCUAUUAUAGAUGUGGUACCUGUCAUACAAUAUAUUAGAUGUUUUACCUGUGAUUUUGUUUUAUAGCAGAACUUAAUUCUGUUGUACAAUAUUGUACACACUGUAGUACAAUGUAAGCCUGUCUUGCAAUAUUGUAGACGAUUUACCUGUUGGGUGAUGUUUUAGUAUAAUUUGUACCUGUCGUCCAAUUCGUACCUAUUGUAAUGUAGUACGAUUUAUACCUGUUGUAAAGAUUUUAAAACAAACCAUCAAAACGUUGUUAUGCCCCCUGUGUGUUCCAGUAGGGAUGGUGUCUGUAUAGAGUAUGUUUAAAUUUUGUUUCAAGUGCUGUAUAUUUGUUCUGUUGGAACUUCUUGGAACAAAAUUUAGUGAUAAAAUGUUAGCGCAAAUGUGUCAACUUUUGUUGGCCUAGAGCAGUGAUAUGUAGCAAACGUUUAUAAAGACUGAGUAGUCAAAAGGUCUUUAGAGACUGAGUUCUUUAGCAUUUAUGGACGCCAUAGAGAUGGGGUUUUCUGAGGGGGUUUAUUAGUUGUUAAUUAAUAUGAUCAUGCUGCUUAGAAAUUAAAAUGUUCAUCAUUGAAGUUUCUAUUUCUACUGAAGAAAAACUGAGUACACCAUAAUAAUAAAAUAUUGGCAACUCUGAAUUCAAUGUUUUCGGUUAAUAGAUUUACCAGAAUGUUGAGUAUUUUACAAACACAGUAAUACUAGCAUAAUAUUAUUGUCAGUUUAAACAGUGGCAGAAUUUUUUAACAUUUUGUUUUAUAUAUAUUUUAUUAAAAUUAAUAAGUCAUGAAUAAUGUGAUAUCAAUUUUAUAAUCGGUUUUUUUUAUUUUUACUUUUAAUGUUAUAACUGUUAUUUCAAUGUGUCUGUUGUAACCAUGACAACAGAGGAAUUACCCUGACAAUUUCCUCUUGUUGCUUAUGAUGUUACAAAGACUGUUAUAUUUUUUGCUUUUUUUUAAUUAUCUUUUAUUAAUUACCUGUAUUUCAGAGGUAAUAAAUUAUCACAUUUUUAAUUUAUUAAUUUAUUUUAAUUUUUUCCUGAUGCAGCCACUGGGCUGUUUAUAUUGCUCAUGAUUUUAUUUAUUUUUGUAAUAUUUGUUAUGUUACAAAUCAUUUACACUAUUUCUAAUAAUGGAGAUUACUUUGUUGUAUUCAACAAUGUGGUAAAUGCUCAAUUAAAGUAGCAUUCUCUGUUAGCCGUGAAAGUAGAACCUACAAUAAAGUGCACCUUUGAAUACCAACCACCUGUUCUACUGAAGGCACUUGACUUAUUUAACCUCUAUGCAUGGGUAACGUGUUUAAACAGGCCACAUGUAGUAGGUUUUUUAACAAGGUCUCUACAUAAUGUGUUUUAGUGUGUUGGAGUUGCUUUAAUAAAACAAACAAGAAUAACCCCUUUUCUGAUUGGUCAGAUUUUGACCUAUACUUCCAGAUCUAGAAAUCUGCAUCCCUAUUGGUGGAAUUUUAUUACUUUUGGUUUUUCUUUUCCAUUUUUUAUGUUGAUUGCAUAGAUCUCUUUUGUUUGUAGCUUUAAAGCUUUGUAAGCACAUAUUUGAUUGGUCCAAUUUGAUUAAAUCUUUACAAUGAUUGGUUGCUUUAAAAUAAUUUACAAAAUUGGUUAUGAAUAUAUAUUUUUUAAACUUGAACUCACGAUUAAUAUACCAACUUGUUUUAAAUUGUAAAUAACAAGAAAAUAGCAUUUAAAGGAUCACUCAGUCUUUUAUGACUUUGGGCAUGACAGUUUAUUGUCAUUUUUUUUCUGUGCCUUAAGAAAAGUCUUCAAAAGAAAAACCAUAUCAAAUAUAGUUUUAUAUAUACAUGUAUAUAUAAUACAUGCUGCCUAUAUAAUUUGUAGUUUAUAUUUUACCAUAUUUAUUUUAUGUUGUAAAUUUAUAUCAGCUGCCUAUAUCUAUUUACUCACAAUGUUUUUUUUUAUAAGAACUUUAAUGAUAAAGUCCACAGCAAGUGAUAGCUUUAAUAUAUUAUCACAGUUCAAAUGUCUUAUACAUUGGGUGAUGUCAGCACUUUUUUAUCAGUUAAAUAGAUGUAAGUUGUCCCUUGCCUAAUCACUAAAUAAUUGCUGAACCUGAAGUUGGAUAUAUAUUUUAUAAUAAAUUUGGCAAAAUGUUGGCCGGUUCAGACCAGUUAAGAUACACAUAAUUGCACACAGGUGAGAGGUCAGGUUAAGUGUUUCUGAAAAGAGGAAGCUGUAAAAGUUUGACCUUAUUUUAAUAAGAUAAUGUUUGGUUUAUUUUGAUUGGUGGAAAAUUGUUGGGGUUAAUUUUUAUUGGUUAAAUUUAAAAAAAAAUUAUUUUGAUUGGUAGAAAAUGUGCGCAUCACCAAAUGUAUAUACACGAAGACAAGGUAAACAAAAUAUGAUUUAGUAUAUAUAGGUACCCAGAAAAGAGACCUUUGCUGUUACAAUGAACCUUGUUGGCCAAGAUGAAAUAAAGUUUAGUUUAACAAAA